Molecule: messenger RNA, 3778 nt
Organism: Trematomus bernacchii (emerald rockcod)
Lineage: Eukaryota; Metazoa; Chordata; Actinopteri; Perciformes; Nototheniidae
Gene: hmgcs1
Product: 3-hydroxy-3-methylglutaryl-CoA synthase 1 (soluble)
Exons: 11
Coding region: 123-1805 (560 amino acids)
Biological process (GO): acetyl-CoA metabolic process
Molecular function (GO): hydroxymethylglutaryl-CoA synthase activity
Source: RefSeq, a predicted model, not a curated record
GGAAACAAGUAACACCGAGUGAUAACUAUCGUGUCUCUGGAGUUAACUUCACACACAGUCUGUCACUACUUUGGCGCAGCUUCGCCCGGUCCUCUGCCAGCCUCUCCCAGCCGCCCGUCACAAUGUCCAGGGUCCUCUUGUCACGCUUCACGACAUCCUUGACAUCCUUGAAGCGCAGCAGUGGUCGUCCUCUGCCUCUGGAACCAGUGCUCUGCUCGCUGUAUAAGAUGUCCUUUGGCAGGCAGCUAUCUGGCAUGCAAAGGAUGCCAGGAUCAGCCCCGAUCAGUGGCCUGGGACCAUGGCCCAAAGAUGUGGGCAUCAUUGCCUUGGAGCUGUACUUGCCGUCGCAGUACGUGGACCAGACGGAGCUGGAGCAGGAGGACGGGGUGGCACCCGGUAAAUACACCGUGGGGCUCGGCCAGGACCGCAUGGGCUUCUGCUCGGACCUUGAGGACAUCAACUCUCUGUGCCUCACCGCGGUCCAGAAGCUGAUGGAAAGAAACGGCCUCUCCUACGACAGCGUGGGUCGCCUAGAGGUCGGCACCGAGACCAUCAUCGACAAGUCCAAGUCGGUGAAGACGGUCCUCAUGCAGCUGUUUGAGGACUCUGGUAAUACAGAUGUGGAGGGCAUCGACACCACCAACGCCUGCUACGGGGGCACAGCUGCUCUCUUCAAUGCUGUCAACUGGGUGGAGUCCAGCUCCUGGGAUGGCCGUUAUGCUGUGGUUGUAGCGGGGGACAUUGCUGUUUACGCCUCAGGAAGCGCGCGGCCCACAGGAGGGGCCGGGGCCGUGGCCAUGCUGGUGGGGCCCAACGCUCCUCUGGCUUUUGAACAAGGUCUGAGAGGAACCCACAUGCAGCACGCCUACGACUUCUACAAGCCCGACCUGAUGUCAGAGUAUCCCGUGGUGGACGGAAAGCUGUCCAUCGAGUGCUACCUGAGCGCCUUGGACCGCUGCUACGCUGUGUACCGCAACAAGAUCCACGCUCAGUGGCAGAAAGAGGGCUCAGAGGAGCGCUUCAGCCUGGAGGACUUCGGCUACCUGGUCUUCCACUCUCCGUACUGCAAGCUGGUGCAGAAGUCUCUGGCCAGGCUGAUGCUCAACGACUUCCUGCUCCACCCCAACCCCAACACUGAGACGGGACCCUUCACCGGCCUCGACGCCUUCAGAGACGUGAAGCCAGAGGAGACGUACUUCGACCGGGACGUGGAGAAGGCUUUCUUGAAGGCCAGCACAGAUAUGUUUGAGAAGAAGACCAAGCACUCCCUGCUCGUCUCCAACCAGAACGGAAACAUGUACACGCCCUCGGUCUACGGCUGCCUGGCAUCGCUCAUCGCAACACACAGCGCCUCUCAGAUAGCCGGACAGAGAGUCGGAGUUUUCUCGUACGGCUCAGGGUUCGCUGCCACUCUGUAUUCCAUCAGAGUGACACAGGACCACACGCCAGGAUCUGCUCUGGACAAACUGGUGUCCAGCCUGAGCGACCUGAAGCUGCGUCUGGACUCCAGACAGAAGGUUUCUCCUCCCGUCUUCUCCGAGUGCAUGAAGCUGAGACAGGAGACGCAUCACUUAGCCCCCUACGUCCCCAGCAGCUCUGUGGAGGAUCUGUUCCCCGGGACGUGGUACCUGACCCGAGUGGAUGAGAAGCACCGCAGGGAGUACGCCCGCAGCGCCCCCGGCAUAGAGCUGUCUGCAGAGUCAGAGGGGGUCCGCUCCACCACCGCCACAGAGCAGCACAUCCCCAGUCCAGCCAAGAAGAUGCCUCGUAUCCCAGCAACCCCCGGGGCUCCCAUCAGCAACUGAGAAACUGAGAUCCCCCCCCCCCCCCCCCCCCAAAUCUGAGAGGAGCUCCAACAGUGAGGAGAAAAAACUAGACGACUAGAGGUCAGAAGGCCAGCAGGAGACCAGCGUCACCUCGGAAAACAUUAAAGUUAAUUAUAGUGGAUUCUGUGGACAGACCCCCCAAUCAUUUCUUUUAGCGAUCCUUCAUUUCAAUGCACAGGCAAGAUGUUGUGCAUGAACAGCUGCUGAUCUCCAUGGGAACGAGCACACUUCCUGCUGGUGACAGGAAGAGAAAAUGGACAUGAUUAAAAGAUCAAAGAGAAGUCGGUGUGAAGCCUCUCUCCGCUGCUUCUGUUCAAUACCUCAGUUUUUUUUUAUGAAUGGAAGUGGACCGCAUCAUGUGACCAAACAUCGGGAACAGAGGUACUGGGAGUGAUGCCCCCCCGCCCCCCCCCCCAAUCAAAACCAACAUGUAGCUGAGCUCAUAUGUGAAUGUUAGGAGACCCUCGUCCACACACACACACACACACAUGCUUGUUUACAGGAAGUGAUGAUUUCUAUUUGCCUUUUAAUUGCCAUGAAAUGUCUAAACCCAUUGAUUUGGCCCCGCAUCACGUCAUAAAGCACAUUUUAAUUUGACCAUCCAUGAAACAAAUGGAGCAGAACAUGUUUUUAAUGGGAAUAAUAAUUCUCUUUGCUCGUUUUUAGCAGAGGGCCCCUUACGAGAUAUAGAAUAUACAUGUAUGUCCCUGUGAAUAAUGUGCCACAGCCUAUUUUUUAAACUAUAUAUACAAUAUAUUCGACAUGUAUCUAACAUAUAUGUAAAGUUUAAUAUUUGUUAGAUUAGGAAAAUAAUCAGAGCGAUUUAUAGAUUUAAAAAUAACUAUUUUGGUUAAAAAUAUCACGUUUAUAUCAUACUGGUGUGAAAAAAUUUGCGAUUUUGGAUUUUAAUGUACAUGUUUUAUGGGAACUAAAUUAAUAAUUAGGUUGAAAAAGAUGCCCAGAUGUUUUCCAGAUCACUUUACAACCCUACAUGUAGUUUCCCUCUCACCUCACAUUCAUCCUCUGACGUGGGAAUACAUUGAAGUAGAAACCUCUUUUUAGCCCAAUAUGUUAGUUUAAAAAGUUGUCAUUACAUCAUGUGAAGAAAAGCGCUUCAGCAUCAGUGGGUUUAGACUUUUCCAAACCAUGUCGGGCCACAUUUAAAACUCGCCACCUGUCAGGAAGCAGUGAGAAGAUGCAAUUCAUAUUCAUUCACCUGGUGUUGGAGUCAGUUUCAGAGAGCCCUGCAAUACUCACUACUUCCACCAGGCUCCGUUUGGCCGCUGCUGUGUGAACGUUAUCAUGGUCUUUCUAAUUAGAUUUGAAAUGAGUGCAGACCAAUCCAGAUUACACUCUGAAGGCUACAUGAAGAGUCCUUUGUGUUGCAUCAUUGAUGGUUGAUAUGCAUGUGUGGCAGAGAAUAUGAUCUCUGUGUGUGUCGUUAUCUGACGUCACAUUCACUCAUCCUGAAGCCUUAAUGUGAAAGGGCUGCUUCAGUGAGGUCAGCUUCAUAUCUGACGACAGCAAAUGUUUGUUUUUUUUAAGUCUCAUUGUUGCUUUUCUUCUUGACGACUGCAACAAGAAACCAAAAGGAAGACAUCAGCCUUAUUACAUGAUCCCAGUUGCUCCUGCUGAUGUUGGACUGGAUCCAACGAUCACGGGAUCAGACGGUGAACGUGCAGGUUCUGGAGAAGCCUCUCUAUAAGACUGCAUGAUAACACAAUGCUUCUCCUCUCAUCGUGUACAGAUAUUAUAUGUACAACUGAGUUUUCUUGGUCUGACUGGAACAUUACGUCUGUGUAGGGCCGCCUCUAAGGUCACAUGAUCUUUACUAAUGUUAAUGUACAGCACACACUAAGAUUAUUUAUAUGCUGUGUAGAUAUGAACAGAUUAAUUUUAUCCAGACGGUUUGUAUCAGUGUGUAGAUAUUCAGAAUAAAUGGACAGAACAUG